Molecule: messenger RNA, 3544 nt
Organism: Oncorhynchus masou masou (cherry salmon)
Lineage: Eukaryota; Metazoa; Chordata; Actinopteri; Salmoniformes; Salmonidae
Product: AP-2 complex subunit mu-B-like
Exons: 13
Coding region: 284-1609 (441 amino acids)
Biological process (GO): clathrin-dependent endocytosis; intracellular protein transport
Cellular component (GO): cytoplasmic vesicle; AP-2 adaptor complex
Molecular function (GO): clathrin-cargo adaptor activity
Source: RefSeq, a predicted model, not a curated record
AUAGUGUGGUUUAUUCCUCCAAACUAAAUCUAAAAGUUUCAUGUCUACUACUUUCAUUGUUGCUUGGGGAACAUCCAAUGCCAUUACAGUACAUGCUAGUCUUGAUAAAGCAAUACGCCUGUUGAAAUCUACAAAUCCAGCAGUGUUAGUAGUUGUGGGUGCUUCACUGCCCUAUAAUCCGCUUCAUUGUCAAUUGACAGUGAGUCUCUUCGGAGCGGUCGACAUCUUGAAUUGGAGUAAGAAGUCACUCCUCAUGGCCUGUUAUGACUGAGAGGCUGCCAUCAUGAUUGGAGGAUUGUUCAUCUACAACCACAAGGGGGAGGUGCUGAUCUCCCGCGUCUACCGUGAUGAUAUAGGGCGCAACGCAGUGGAUGCGUUCCGCGUGAACGUGAUCCAUGCGCGGCAGCAGGUGCGCUCGCCGGUCACCAACAUUGCCCGCACCAGCUUCUUCCAUGUCAAGCGCUCCAACAUCUGGCUGGCGGCGGUCACCAAGCAGAAUGUCAACGCUGCCAUGGUGUUCGAGUUCCUCUACAAGAUGUGCGACGUCAUGACGGCCUACUUCGGCAAGAUCAGCGAGGAGAACAUCAAGAACAACUUUGUGCUGAUCUACGAGCUGCUGGACGAGAUCCUGGACUUUGGCUACCCCCAGAACUCGGAGACUGGCGCACUGAAGACCUUCAUCACUCAAACAGGCAUCAAGAGCCAGCACCAUUCCAAGGAGGAGCAGUCUCAGAUCACCAGUCAGGUGACAGGGCAGAUUGGCUGGCGUCGCGAGGGCAUCAAGUACCGUCGCAACGAGCUCUUCCUGGACGUGCUGGAGAGCGUCAACCUGCUGAUGUCCCCACAAGGCCAGGUGCUGAGCGCCCACGUCUCGGGCCGCGUGGUGAUGAAGAGCUACCUGAGCGGCAUGCCGGAGUGUAAAUUUGGAAUGAACGACAAGAUCGUCAUCGACAAACAGGGCAAAGGGGGCGCCACUGAGGAGGCGGCGGGCAAGAGUGGCGGUGGUGGCGGUAAGCAAUCCAUAGCCAUUGAUGACUGUACAUUCCACCAGUGUGUGCGUCUCAGCAAGUUUGACGCUGAGCGCAGCAUCAGCUUCAUUCCUCCGGACGGAGAAUGUGAACUCAUGAGGUACCGCACCACCAAGGACAUCAUCCUACCCUUCCGUGUCAUCCCCCUUGUCAGGGAGGUGGGCCGCACCAAGCUUGAAGUCAAGGUGGUCAUUAAGUCCAACUUCAAGCCCUCGCUUCUGGCUCAGAAGAUUGAGGUGCGCAUCCCCACCCCUCUCAACACCAGCGGGGUCCAGGUGAUCUGCAUGAAGGGCAAGGCCAAGUACAAGGCCAGCGAGAACGCCAUCGUCUGGAAGAUCAAGCGUAUGGCAGGGAUGAAGGAGUCUCAAAUCAGUGCUGAGAUCGAGCUGCUGCCCACCAACGACAAGAAGAAGUGGGCGCGCCCUCCCAUCUCCAUGAACUUUGAGGUGCCAUUUGCUCCGUCCGGACUCAAGGUGCGCUACCUGAAGGUGUUCGAGCCCAAGCUGAACUACAGUGACCACGACGUCAUCAAAUGGGUGCGCUAUAUCGGCCGCAGCGGCAUUUACGAGACACGCUGCUAACCGCCACCUCACAAUCGGGUGGAAAGAGGGACGCAACAGGGAAGAGGCUGGACCAAGGGAGGGAGCGAAAGACGACAACAUGGGAUCGUUUCUUAGUCUUUUUUUCCCCCCAGAAUGGCUGACAAGUGAAAAAAAAUCUAUAUAUUGAAAAUUAUUAUAUUACUAAACGCAUAUAUAUAUAUAAAUAAUGCAAACAUCCUGUGAAGUACAAAAAAUACCAUCUGCAUCUAAAGGUUUUUUCCCCUUUUUAAUCUAAACAAAAAAUCCAUUCCACCCCCAUGAUAUGUUGUUUACUAUUCCUGUACAACCCAUCUAUUCCCCAUGGCACUGAAUUAGUGGACGACUGUACCCCUUGCCCAUAACCAUAGAUCUAGAAUCAGAUCACGCACCAUACCCUCAAUCCUAAUGUAUUAGGAGGAUAAACAAAGUAUCUGACCAUGUAUCAUUGGCUUAGGAGUAACUGCUACCCUCCCUCCCUUGAUGCUGGCAUAGGAGUGUGUGUGUCGCUCUUCUGUUCUCCUGUAGCAACUAACGUCUCCUGUUCCACCUCUCUCUCCCCAGCCCUGCCCGUGUAUCUAUAUCUAACCGGCGGAGUCACUCUUUAGCCUAGUGUGUAGUUUUCAGCCAUAUGUGGUGUAGAUGCAUCCGUUAAGUGUCAUGCCGUUUUCAGUACAUUUUAUACGUUUUGUUAUUUUAACACCCGGCCUUCCCCGAGUAUUUUAGUCAUGAAUCGUCUUGUGUUUUUGUAGUUAGUGCUUUGUCGUGCUUCUCUAAAGCUCUCUGGCCACCAUUGCAUCGCGCUGUCUUGCGGUCUUAUCCCACACCCUUAGUCCUCCUCUACUAUUUCCCAUAGCUGGUGGUGUCAUUGUUAUUAUGAUUCUUCCUGACGCAGGUAUCAUUUUGCUGUAGUUCCUGUCAUUUUCUGUCUUAAGUGCUGCAGAGAUUCCUUCUGUGUGACCAAAAUUGUCAGUUUUAGGAACAAAAAAAUGUAGCGAUGACAAUAGACGGGACACAUCAGUCUAUGAAUAUAAAUAUAUAUAAACACAUCUCUAUAUUGUAUGAAUGGUAAAAAUGUCGAGCAGAGCCAGUUGUUACGGUCUCAAUGGUCUGCUGUUAGGGAUGGUGUUUGUGUAGGAGACGCAGUUGAGCAGAUCUGUUUGUGUGUGUGUGUGUGUGUGUGUGUGUGUGUGUGUGUGUGUGUGUGUGUGUGUGUGUGUGUGUGUGUGUGUGUGUGUGUGUGUGUGUGUGUGUGUGUGUGUGUGUGUGUGUGUGUGUGUGUGUGUGUGUGUGUGCGUGCGUGCGCGUGCGUGCGUUGCUAUUGUUCCCCAGGACCACGAUCUGCUGAACAUGUCUCGGGAGUCUGAAAUUCUGGCUGCAAAUUCCCAGUUCUGAUCCCGACUGGAAGUCUGACCCUCCCAUCUGCUUUACAUUAGCAUGGGUGUAUUUCUUGACCAGUUAAAGGGAUAGUUCAACAAAUUACAAUGGCAUUGGUUUCCUUACCCUGUAAGUAGUCUAUGGACAAGUUAUGACAACAACAUGCUUUGGUUUAGUUUCCCUGUCACUAUUAUCAAAUGCUAAUGUUUUAUCAUUUGUGGCACAAAUCCCAUUCAUGUCAUGGGACCGAUAUUAGCAUUUGUCGCGCAUCAUGUUCAAGUUAAUUUGUGAUCCAUUUGGACAUGAUGCAUGAAAAAAGAUAAUUCACAAAAUUCCCAAAUUCCUAUGGGCCCUGGCCAGAAGUAGUGCACUAUAUAGGCAAUAGGUUGCCAAUUGAGACCUAGUCUUCCUCUCUGGUCAAUGCCCACUAUGUCAUGCCACACCCUGAGAGAUGGGGAGGGAGAGUCCUGGGGGCUUGACCCUCUGCUUCAAUGUUUCCAUGGGAUCCAUUUGGUAACUAUGUGACUGUCAAGGUAAUCCAAAUAAAAAAGGUGUAACCAA